Molecule: messenger RNA, 2051 nt
Organism: Habropoda laboriosa
Lineage: Eukaryota; Metazoa; Arthropoda; Insecta; Hymenoptera; Apidae
Gene: Adar
Product: double-stranded RNA-specific editase Adar
Exons: 8
Coding region: 60-2051 (663 amino acids)
Biological process (GO): adenosine to inosine editing; RNA processing
Cellular component (GO): nucleolus; cytoplasm
Molecular function (GO): double-stranded RNA adenosine deaminase activity; double-stranded RNA binding; tRNA-specific adenosine deaminase activity
Source: RefSeq, a predicted model, not a curated record
UGUUCCGAGACGUUGUUUUUCUCCGGUGUAUUUUUCCAAGGAUUUGUUUUAGUUGAGAAAUGUCGAACGGAUUAACAGUGUUAAAUAAUGAGAAGAACGCCAAGGAAACAAACUGCAACGCGUCCACGCUCAGUGCCACCACUACUAUAUCUCUCGCGGAGGGAUUGCAGGAGGGACACUUGACAGGGAUGGAGCAGCCAAACAUCUGCAGACCGAACCUGAAGAGACCUGCCGAAUCAGAACCUGAAGGUACGUCCAAUUCAAAGAAACGUCACAAGAAUCCACAGCCAAAGAACGCGGUGUGUGCUUUGAACGAAUUAAAAACUGGUGCAGUAUACAAGGUUGUUGACCAAACUGGCCCGACACAUGCUCCAAUAUUUACAAUAGCUGUACAAAUAGAUGGACAGACGUACGAAGGCAAAGGCCGUACCAAGAAAAUGGCAAAGCAUGCAGCUGCAGAGCUCGCAUUGAGAAACAUCAUACAAUUCCGAAACACGCCGGAAGUUCAUCAAGCGAUCAACACUUGCCAACCUUCCAUACCUCUCGAGCCAGAUUUCACGAGUGACGUGACAGAACGCGAUAAUCAUCUUGUCAAUGCUUUCAAAACCUUAACGCAAGAACCAAAGAGCACAAAUAAAUUUUUAGAGAAAGGGCCUGUAGCGCUUAUUAACGAAUUAUACCCUGGUGUAGUAUACAAAUGCGUGUCUGACAACGGGGAGAGCUAUGCAAAAUUCACGAUAUCGGUAACGAUCGACGGAGAAACGUUCGAGGGAACUGGACCAAGUAAAAAAUUAGCUAAAGCUGCGGCUAGUAAGGCAGCGUUAGCCAAGUUGAGGAACGUUCACAGUUCCUCAUUUUGUAUACCGCUGCCUGUUCGCGUAUUGCCAAACUUUUCCAAUAGCGGCCAUUGGCAAGAUCAAAUGACCCUACCUCAAAUGUUAGCCGAUAAGAUCGGUAAAAUGGUGAAUCAAAAAUUUAGCGAAUUAAUACAAUCGAAACCGCAACACGCACGACGUAAGGUAUUAGCAGGCAUCGUACAAACGAAAGGUUCGGACGCGGAAUUGAUAUGCGUAACAACCGGUACCAAAUGUGUCUCUGGAGAGCACCUGAGCGUGAGCGGUGGUGCUCUAAACGAUUGUCACGCCGAGGUAGUGGCAAGGAGAUGUUUAUGCGAGUAUUUAUAUAAGCAAUUGGAACUUCAUGCAGAGGAUCGUGACGUGGAGUCGAUUUUAGAACCGACGAAAAAGGGGUUCAAAUUAAAACAGGGCAUUCAGUUUCAUUUAUACAUAAACACCGCUCCGUGUGGUGAUGCGCGAAUUUUCUCGCCUCACGAAGAAAACGAGUCCGUUGACAAGCAUCCGAAUCGCAGAGCAAGGGGUCAAUUGAGAACGAAAAUAGAGUCCGGAGAGGGUACCAUACCGGUGAAAAGCAGCGAAGGUAUCCAAACGUGGGACGGUGUACUGAUGGGCCAAAGACUGCUGACGAUGUCGUGUUCGGACAAAAUAGCUCGGUGGAACGUACUUGGUGUGCAAGGUGCACUUCUAAGCCACUUCAUCGAGCCAAUUUACUUCCACAGCAUCGUUCUUGGCAGUCUAUUGAACCCAAGCCACAUGUAUAGAGCGGUUUGCGGCCGUAUCGAAAACACGAUUCAAGGUCUACCGCCACCGUACAGGCUUAAUAAGCCGCUAAUGAGUCUUAUCACAUCUUCUGAGGUUAGACAACCGGGGAAAGCACCUAAUUACAGCGUUAAUUGGACAAUCGGCCAGCCGGAAGCUGAGGUGAUAAACUGUACGACGGGAAAGGACGAAUUAGGGAAACCUUCGAGAAUAUCGAAACAAGGUCUUUUCAGAAGAUUCUACAACUUGCUAGGUAAACUUGACACGAUAGACGACGCUGACAGGAAUAAGUGCCGUCAUUACUUAGAUGCGAAAUCUUCCGUGCAGAAUUACUCGCUUGCCAAGCAUCAGUUGAAGGAAGCUUUCGUAAAGGCACAUCUUGGGAGUUGGGUUAAAAAACCGAUCGAACAAGAUAUGUUCGAAGUUGAUAUCUGA